Besnoitia besnoiti is the source of this 1545-nucleotide messenger RNA. RefSeq lists its product as uncharacterized. Bases 1 to 1545 code for a protein of 514 amino acids. Lineage: Eukaryota; Apicomplexa; Conoidasida; Eucoccidiorida; Sarcocystidae. The record is from RefSeq and is a predicted model, not a curated record. The transcript has a single exon.
AUGGCGGCGGCGCUGCGGUGGCGUGGAGACGCAGAGGCGAGAGAUGAGCGGAGCGAGUCCGACACGGGGCGCGUGGGCGCGCGACCUUCGGCAGAGAGAGGCGAUGGCGACGGAGGCCCGGGGCGAAGCCGUGGAGACGAGUGGCUCCCGGCAGACGAAGAUCGUCUUCGGGGAGGAGACGUCUCACCGGGGCGCCGGGAGAGGCCAGAGGUAAGCGACGACAGAGCUGGAAAAGACGAGACGUUCUUCCCCCAGCCUGCCCGCGGCGCGGCGCUUCUGCGGAAUUUCUCUCUACGGCGUCGCCUCGGCCUCAUUGAGGGACUCGAACCCGCGACGCUCGGACGCGGGCCUCGCGCGAUUUAUGCGUCCAGCUCUUCUUGCGUAGGGCAUCCUGCAUCGCCGCCGCACAUGCCGUCUCCUCCCUCUUCGUAUCCUGUUCCCAGCCCUCGCAGCGUCCGCAUGUCUGGCUCCGGCGACGAGGCGCGGCUCGCGAGCCUCUCCCCUGCGUCGCCCGUCUCCACGUCCUCGCCUUUCCCCGCGGCUCGCUGCUCGGUGUCUGCAGCGUCGUCUCCCUCUUCGGCGGCGGCCUCGCGGCGAGCCGACCUCCUCGCGCCGUUCACCACCCUGCGGCUGACACUCGCGCCGGCUGCGAUGCUGCGGGCGCAGAAGGCGAGCCUGCCGCAGGCAGACUCCCCCCGCGCCUCGCGACCGCCUCACGGGCCUGCGGAGGCCGAAACAGAAUCCGCUCGCGAAGGACGUGAAGAAUCCACUGAAAGGGACGACGAACCCUCUUCAGCAGCGGACUGCGGACUUUCUGCGACGCCUCCGCACUUGAAGACACCUGCGCUUGUGGUGCCGAAUUGUGUUGGCGGGGGAGACUUGAAGGCGGCUGACGAAGAUCGCGAUGGGCGACGGGAUCCCCGGAGAGAAGAGGAGCUGGCUGAGAAAGAAAUGCAACUCGAGGAGCAACGCGAAGCCCGAGCCCUUACCGAAGCGGCUCUCAAACUCGCGAAGGAAAAAAUCAGAGCGCUCGAACGUGAUAAUGCAGCUCUCCGAGCCGGCGGAGGGCUCCGCGCGUUGCUCGCGCUCUCCGGCGCCCGAGGCCAAAGGCGCGCGAACUGGGCGAGGAGACAGGAGACAGCAGACUCGCCGCUUCUCCACGAUCGAGUGGCGUGCAGCUCGCUGAGGGAGAGGGGUCGCAGCGAGGAAGCGGAAGCGGGAGCCGCCGGCAGAGAGGGAGCGGAUGAGAGAGGAGAGGGAGAGAGAGAGGCGAGCAGCAACUAUAUGACGGACCGAGGAGGUGGCAGCCAAUUAGAAACAGACACAGAUGUUCUGGAGCAGAAGCUGAGGCUUUACAGGCGGCAGCUGCUUUCGCUUUCGCAAGAGAACCAGCGCCUGUGGGACUUUUACGUGCAAGCGACGAAACGGGAGGAAACCAGUAAAGCGGAGGAAAGCAAACGAAAAGAAAAGUCUCCGUCGAUAUCGGACGUAGCUGACGCGCGCACCUACGUCGUCAGCCGGCCUCAGUUCGAUCUGCGGAGCUAG